Besnoitia besnoiti is the source of this 2109-nucleotide messenger RNA. RefSeq lists its product as uncharacterized. The transcript has a single exon. The record is from RefSeq and is a predicted model, not a curated record. Lineage: Eukaryota; Apicomplexa; Conoidasida; Eucoccidiorida; Sarcocystidae. The coding region runs from base 1 to 2109 and encodes 702 amino acids.
AUGCCGGGGGAUUCGUCGUCCUCCCCCCGGGCGUCUGAGUCCUCUUGUAUGGGCUCGACGUCGUCCGCGUCUGCUGAUCGCCAUGCCCGCUCAGAUUCGCCUGUAUCGCUGGCGGAGGUCUACGACGCGCUGAGGCGCGUCGGCGAGCAUCUGCAUCGGCAAGGGGGGGGGUCGCGGAAGAGAAGCGCCGGGCUCGGUUUGUGGCUGUCGCCUGGCAUCCUUCCUUCUUCGCUCAGGAGUCCAGCGGGGGCCGUAGUUUUGAUCUAUUUCAAAGGCAGACGGUGGAGCAGCACCGGCAUCCACGCUGCGUUGUCUCUCUGUCCUCAUCACCCGCCUUUGCGCCAGGGGCCCUUGAACGCGACGCGUAAGGCGACUCCGCCGCUUCCCUCAGGGAACGACGGAGCUCCCGACGCGUCUCGUGCCGUCGACGAGCCCGCGGAGCUUUGCUCUACUUCGUCGUCGUUGCGUUCCUCUCCCGCGUCGCCCUCCUCCCCCCCUCCGUGGGCGCCGCACCCAGACCAGGCCGCUGCCGCCUCGCCCGCGUGCGCGUGUGCUGAGCGGCGAUCCUUGCCGCUGUUGGUCCUGACCACGGAGGAGGCCUUUUUCCUCCUGUCGGGUGACUCCAACCGCGCGGAGGCGUCGACUUUGGUCCUUUUCGACGCGGAGACCGCCCGGCAACUCACCGUGUUCGACCUCCUCUUCCUCCUGCUGGAAAGGCGCACUGAGCCGCCGACAACCAGCCAGUCCGACUGUCUGCAGCAGCGCCAAGCAUUGGCUGAAGCAGCUGGCGACGAGCGCCCCCUGCCGUCUGCACUCGACAGCGAGCAAGUCAAAGCGAGCGGCUGCAGAGACUCAAAGCGUAGGAGAGGGGCCUCCGCCUCUGAGACACCAGGUCACACGCCUUGUGCUGCGCGCGAAGGCGGCUCACCGCCCCGAGGAAGAAUUCCAAAAUGCAAACAGGCCUGCGACCCCCAGCAGGGACCCGCUGAAGAAGAGGCGACGCAGGAGGGAGGAGCUCCGGGGCGAAGACGGAGCGCGCCUCCGUUCGAGGAUGGAGCCUCAUCGCGUGUUUCCCAGUUUGCAGAGAGCCGGCCUUUCACCUGGCAGGACCUGCAGGUCUACCUCCAGCUCAAGUCGCUGGGGCUGCCCAUCCGAAAUCGGGAGGGCGCCAGUCUCGCGAGGGCGAUCCGCAGGUGCCCAAUUCACGUUUCUCCGCGCUUCCUUGCUCUCUCGGUCGCGGACGUGGGCUCUCCCGCGGGUCUUUGCCAGGCGCCCAGCGCAGAUGCUGUGGGGUCAGUUCCCUUUCUCGAGAUCGUCCGUGCAGGCAGCGCGAAGGCGGAGGCGCGCAGGGUGGAGAGCGCUGGAGGUUCGGCCAAGGUCGCCUCCUGCGCGGAGACCCGCGCUCUGGCUCCGUGGUUCCUCUCUUUCGAACGGAAACACCAGAGGCGACAGCCAGGCGCGGACGAGGCGCCAGGGGGGGGCCUAGAGAAUGUCCCGCGCGUGUGCCAGCGCGCGCGACCCUCCGCGCCCGCAGACGCAGACUGCCUCUGGGCUGAUUCGCUGCUCGGGGCGGCCGCCGACAGUGCUGACAGCGAAAGCCCCUGCGAGGCUUGCACGGAGAGCGACUGGAGUCUCAGCGAAGGCGAGGAGUCAACCGGCGCGGACCUAGGCGAGAGGCCUGCUGCGCUUAUGGGGCCUCGAACGAAGCGUGCCGCCAGCGGCGAAGGUCUCUCGGCGAGGGAGCCCGCCGGAAACUCACACGGGCCGCUGGCGCGCUGCGCCACUGUGUUGCCAGUCUUCGCAGUGAGCCCUGAGGCAGCCGCAGGCCCCUUCCUCCUGAGUGAGUUCGGCCGAGAUGUCUCGUGUGAUGCCGCGCUCGACGCAUUACCGCACGCUGAAGCGAGUGAAGGGCACGCUGACGGCGACAACGCGGCGAGCAGUCAGUUCGGAGGAGACAGCAGUUCACAGAUAGGCGCACAUACGACAGCCCCUGGAGCUGGAGAGCCGCGAGAUAUGCGGAGCGUGACGUCGUCGGCAGUGGUGGUGGCGCCUGUGUCUGGCGAAGGAAACGUGGCUUUUCUUGCGGUGAGGAAGUUUGCGGUUCUAUAA